AACCUACCAAGAAAAUCAACGAAUAAAAACUUUAAAAUUGGAGUCGCUAACCUCAUCCUUUACGGUUCCGCCUUCUUGUUUUCCUGUUUUUCCUUCUGUGACAAACCUCACCAAAUCCUCUCUCUCUUCUUUCUCCGGAGUGGAAACCUCUUUGGAGCCAAAGAAGGAGGCACUGUCUUGAUCUUAGUUCAUUUCAUGGUGCACUCAAUCAAUUCUGAGUUUUCACAGAUUGUAUUCGAGGAUUGCCAGGUCUAGAUGGCCAUUAUACCUUGUGGAAUCACAUGGGUUGCCCAGUGGGGUAUUCGUCCUCAGUUCAGUGUACGAUCUUUUGUCCCAAACCGAAUAAUGACGGCCCAAUCAGGAGUAACAAGUGCAAUAAGUUAUUUGGGAUCACGGAGUUCUAGCUUCUUUUCACGUGAUUCCUUACCAUUGUUAUCCUUGGUGGGGUCAUCUCGAUCAUCACAUCGUCGUAGGGGGGCAAAGUUCAUUGUUAGAGCUGAAAGUGAUUAUUAUACUGUCCUUGGGGUUUCAAGAAAUGCAAGUAAAUCUGAAAUUAAAAGUGCUUAUCGGAAGCUUGCUCGGAAUUAUCAUCCGGAUGUGAAUAAAGAUCCAGGGGCAGAGCAGAAGUUCAAGGAAAUUAGCAAUGCAUACGAGGUCUUGUCAGAUGAUGAGAAACGACCUGUAUAUGACAAAUAUGGGGAGGCUGGACUUAAAGGUGCGGGUAUGGGAAUGGGGGAUUUUAGCAAUCCUUUUGAUCUGUUUGAGUCACUGUUUGAGGGCAUGGGUGGAAUGGGUGGCAUGGGCAUGGGCAUGGGCGGAAGAAGUUCCAUGAAUAGAGCAGUUGAUGGGCAGGAUGAAUAUUACAGUCUCUUAUUGAAUUUUAAGGAAGCAGUUUUCGGAGUUGAUAAAGAGAUUGAGAUAACACGAUUAGAAAGGUGUGGAACUUGUAAUGGGUCAGGUGCAAAACCUGGCACAAAAUCAUCCAAAUGUACUACAUGUGGUGGGCAAGGCCAGGUCGUCUCAUCUGCAAGGACUCCAUUGGGUGUCUUCCAGCAGGUAAUGACAUGCUCUUCUUGUGGUGGGACGGGGGAAAUUUCUACCCCUUGUAAUACGUGUUCUGGUGAUGGGCGUGUAAGGAGAACGAAGAGGAUCAGUUUGAAAGUUCCGGCUGGUGUGGAUACUGGUAGCCGUUUAAGGGUUCGGUCUGAAGGAAAUGCUGGAAGGAGAGGUGGGUCUCCUGGUGAUCUCUUUGUGGUUAUUGAAGUUAUCCCAGACCCUGUGCUAAAACGUGACGAUACCAACAUAUUGUAUACCUGCAAUGUGUCGUAUAUAGAUGCAAUACUGGGAACAACAAUCAAGGUUCCAACAGUGGAUGGAAUGGUGGAUUUGAAGAUACCAGCUGGGACCCAGCCAAACACCACCCUUGUAAUGGCAAAGAAAGGUGUCCCUGUUCUAAAUAAAAGCAACAUGAGGGGUGAUCAGUUGGUUCGCGUGCAAGUUGAUAUUCCAAAACGAUUGAGCAGUGAAGAGAGGAAGCUUGUUGAAGAGCUUGCCGACUUAAGCAAGGCCAAGACAACAAGCAAUAGGAGGUAGUUUUGCUGAGUUUAGGGUAUACACCAAUUAUGUGCUAUUUGCGCUGGAAAAUGUAUUCACCAAUCACCAUCCAGUGGUCGCGGCUUCCGAAGAUGGAAAUUACAGUACAUGCAGUUCUCAAAUGCUUCAACUGCUAAAGGAGAAAGCUGCUAAAUUUUGUUCUCGUUGGUAAAUUAUAUUGUGAUAAAACUUGUCUCGUCUAAAGAAAUCUCAAGGUAAACAGGGAGGUGAAACAGGAGAUGAAGAUUAGAAAUAACAUCACUCUCUUAUUUUGUUUUGUACUUUGACUGUUGUCUUUUAUUAAUUAUUCUUUUAGAUUGAACUAAAAUUUAGGCAAGAAUGUGACCCUUCCAUUUUUUCCCUUUUUUUAUGAAUUUUGAUGAAUGAAUAACGAAUUUAGUAUAUCCAAAUUAGGGACGUCAAGGGG
Durio zibethinus is the source of this 2020-nucleotide messenger RNA. Its product is annotated as chaperone protein dnaJ A6, chloroplastic-like. Gene Ontology annotation, molecular function: ATP binding; heat shock protein binding. Gene Ontology annotation, cellular component: chloroplast thylakoid membrane; cytoplasm. Gene Ontology annotation, biological process: protein refolding; response to heat. The record is from RefSeq and is a predicted model, not a curated record. Lineage: Eukaryota; Viridiplantae; Streptophyta; Magnoliopsida; Malvales; Malvaceae.